AUGUCCGGUGCUCAACAACGUUUGAUCCAGGUGGCUCACCACAUCGGGUCCAAGAAGGGCCCCUCCGUUAUUACCGAAAAGAACCCCGACGAUGUUGUCGUAACUUGCGCCCUCCGCAGCGCUCUCACAAAGGGUGGAAAGGGAGGUUUCAAGGACACCGCGGCCGCCGAUAUCUUGGCUGGUGUCUUCAAGGGCCUGAUCGACCGCAGCGGUAUUGAUCCCAACCUCGUUGAGGAUAUCUCGGUUGGAACUGUCCUUGCCCCUGGUGGCGGUGCCACGGAGUUCCGUGCUGCUGCUCUGGUGGCGGGCUUCCCAGAGUCCACCGCCGUCAAGGGUCUGAACCGCCAAUGCUCUAGUGGCCUGCAGGCGGUUGUGGAUAUUGCGAAUGCUAUCAAGGCGGGUAUGAUUGACGUCGGUAUUGGUGCGGGUGUUGAGAGCAUGACUUCUCAAUAUGGCCCCGGCGCUGUCACCGAGUUCUCCGAUCUCCUCGAGAACCACGAGGAAGCUGCCAACUGCAAGGUCCCCAUGGGUGUUCUCUCUGAGAACAUGGCCAAGGACCGCGGCAUUAGCCGCGCUGCCCAAGACGCGUUCGCCGCCAACUCAUAUCAAAAGGCCGUCAAGGCUCAAAAGGCCGGUCUCUUCAACGAGGAGAUCCUCCCUCUGGAUGUCAAGUGGACCGACCCUAAGACCAGCGAGGAGAAGACCAUCACUGUCAAGGCCGACGACGGCAUCCGUGACGGCAUCACCGCCGAGUCACUCGGAAAGAUCCGCCCUGCUUUCGCCAAGGACGGCUCCAUCCACGCCGGUAACGCCUCCCAGAUCUCUGAUGGCGCCGCCGCCGUCCUGCUGAUGAAGCGUUCCACUGCCGAGCGGCUGGGCCAGAAGAUCAUUGGCAAGUUUGUGUCUGCUAGCGUUGUCGGUGUCAAGCCCCUGCUCAUGGGUAUCGGCCCCUGGAAGGCCAUCCCCGUUGCCCUUGAGAAGGCCGGCAUCACCAAGGACGACGUCGACAUCUACGAGAUCAACGAGGCUUUCGCUUCCCAGUGCGUCUGGUGCAUCAACGAACUCGGCCUGCCAGAGGAGAAGAUUAACCCCAAGGGCGGCGCCAUUGCUUUUGGCCACCCGCUCGGGUGCACCGGUGCCCGACAGAUCAGCACACUCUUCACGGAGCUGAAGCGCACCAACAAGAAGAUCGGUGUCACCAGUAUGUGUGUGGGUACCGGCAUGGGUAUGGCUGCUGUCUGGGUUGCCGAGUAA
Aspergillus calidoustus is the source of this 1254-nucleotide messenger RNA. The record is from the annotation of a GenBank genome assembly. Lineage: Eukaryota; Fungi; Ascomycota; Eurotiomycetes; Eurotiales; Aspergillaceae.